Molecule: messenger RNA, 1023 nt
Organism: Eucalyptus grandis
Lineage: Eukaryota; Viridiplantae; Streptophyta; Magnoliopsida; Myrtales; Myrtaceae
Product: TMV resistance protein N-like
Exons: 3
Coding region: 1-1023 (340 amino acids)
Biological process (GO): defense response; signal transduction
Molecular function (GO): ADP binding
Source: RefSeq, a predicted model, not a curated record
AUGGAGGCCAUCGAAGAAUCGCACAUUGCAGUCAUCAUUUUCUCCAAGGACUACGCUUCCUCAGAGUGGUGCUUGGAAGAGGUGGUGAAGAUUAUGGAGUGCAAGGAGCAAAGGAACCUCACCGUUCUGCCAGUGUUUUAUAAAGUGGAACCAAGAGAAAUGAGAAAGGGAAGAAUGACUUAUCAAAGAGCUUUGGAUAAGCACGAGUCCAAGUUCAGGAAGGAUUCGGAGAAAGUGAAGAGAUGGAAGGAAGCUCUUUUCAAUGCCGAAAUUGUGAAACAGGUCUCCAAUCACCUUGACCGAACGCUUUUGCAUGUUGCUAAGCACCCGGUUGGGAUAGAAUCUCAAGUGGUUAAGGUGAAAUCAAUGUUAAAUCUUGAAUCUAAUGAUGAUGUUGUCAUGGUGGGAUUAUGGGGACAAGGGGGUAUAGGGAAGACAACCUUGGCGAAAGCCCUUUACAAUUCUAUUAUGACACAAUUUGAGGGUUCUUGUUUUCUAGCAAAUGUUCGAGAAACAUCGAAAGAUUGCAGGGAUCUAGCUACUUUGCAAGAUAUAUUACUAAAAGAUACGUUAUUACUGCAGCAAAGAUUAGAAGUAUCCAAUGUUGAUAAAUGUAUUAAUAUAAUACGAUCCAAACUUGGUCGCAAGAAAGUUCUCCUCAUCCUUGAUGAUGUGGAUGACCUGCGCCAGUUAAAUGCUUUAGCAGGAGAAGGUGAGUGGUUUGGUAAUGGGAGUAGGAUCAUCAUUACCACAAGAGAUAAACAUUUGCUAACUUGUCAGGAGAUAUAUCAAGAUCAUGUGUAUGAAGUUAAAGCACUAGAUGACAAUCAAGCUCGUGAGUUGCUUGGUAAGCAUGCUUCUCAGACGCACCAAAUCAAAAUAGAUCUAGUAAAUGGGGCUCUGAAUUAUGCUAAAGGUCUUCCUUUAGCACUUGAGGUGUUGGGUUCCUUAUUAUGUGGUAAAACAGAAGAUGGGGUGGACAAGACAGUAUACAAAGAAAGUUCUCGAAAGUUGCGAUCUUGA